Patiria miniata (bat star) is the source of this 2048-nucleotide messenger RNA. RefSeq names its product secreted protein C-like. Gene Ontology annotation, molecular function: protein binding. The record is from RefSeq and is a predicted model, not a curated record. The transcript is spliced from 6 exons. Bases 144 to 2048 code for a protein of 634 amino acids. NCBI's taxonomy places the organism in Eukaryota, Metazoa, Echinodermata, Asteroidea, Valvatida, Asterinidae.
GUGGAAGUGGAAGUGCAAGUGCCUCUGGAGAUAUUGACAGUGGAAGUGGAAGUGCCUCUGGAGAUAUCAACAGUGGAAGCGGAAGUGGAAGUGGAAGUGCCUCAAGGGAUAUUGACAGUGGAAGCGGAAGCAGAAGCGGAAGUAUGAGUGGAAGUGGAAGUGCCUCUGGAGAUAUAGACAGUGGAAGUGGAAGUGCCUCUGGCGAUAUUGACAGUGGAAGCGGAAAUGGAAGUGGAAGUGCCUCUGGAGAUAUUGACAGUGAAAGCGGAAGUGGAAGCGGAAGUGGAAGCGCGAGUGGAAGUGGCAGUGCCUCUGGAGAUAUUGACAGUGGAAGUGGAAGUGCCUCUGGCGAUAUUGACAGUGGAAGCGGAAGUGGAAGUGGCAGUGCCUCUGGAGAUAUUGACAGUGGAAGUGGCAGUGCCUCUGGAGAUAUUGACAGUGGAAGUGGAAGUGCCUCUGGAGAUAUUGACAGUGAAAGCGGAAGUGGAAGUGGCAGUACCUCUGGAGAUAUUGAAAGUGGAAGCGGAAGCGGAAGUUUGAGUGGAAGUGCCUCUGGAGAUAUUGACAGUGGAAGUGGCAGUGCCUCUGGAGAUAUUGACAGUGGAAGUGGAAGUGGAAGUGGCAGUGCCUCAGGAGAUAUUGAAAGUGGAAGUGGAAGUGCCUCUGGAAAUAUCGACAGUGGAAGUGGCAGUACUUCUGGUGAUAUUGACAGUGGAAGCAAAAGUGGAAGUGGCAGUGCCUCUGGAGAUAUUGACAGUGGAAGCGGAAGCGGAAGUGCUAGUGGCAGUGCCUCAGGAGAUAUUGAAAGUGGAAGUGGAAGUGCCUCUGGAAAUAUCGACAGUGGAAGUGGCAGUACUUCUGGUGAUAUUGACAGUGGAAGCAAAAGUGGAAGUGGCAGUGCCUCUGGAGAUAUUGACAGUGGAAGCGGAAGCGGAAGUGCUAGUGGAAGUGCCUCUGGAGAUAUCGACAGUGGAAGUGGAAGUGGAAGUGGCAGUGCCUCGGGAGAUAUUGACAGUGGAAGUGGAAGUGGAAGUGGCAGUGCCUCUGGAGAUAUUGACAGUGGAAGUGGAAGCGGAAGCGGAAGUUCGAGUGGAAGUGCCUCUGAAGAUAUCGACAGUGGAAGUGGAAGUGGCAGUGCCUCUGGAGAUAUUGACAGUGGAAGCGGAAGUGGAAGUGCGAGUGGAAGUGCCUCUGGAGAUAUCGACAGUGGAAGUGGAAGUGGAAGUGGCAGUGCCUCAGGAGAUAUUGACAGUGGAAGUGGAAGUGGCAGUGGCAGUGCCUCUGGAGAUAUUGACAGUGGAAGCGGAAGCGGAAGUGCGAGUGGAAGUGCCUCUGGAGAUAUCGACAGUGGAAGUGGAAGUGGCAUUGCCUCUGGAGAUAUUGACAGUGGAAGUGGAAGUGGAAGUGGAAGUGCCUCUGGAGAUACUGACAGUGGAAGCGGAAGCGGAAGUGCGAGUGGAAGUGGCAGUGCCUCUGGUGAUAUUGACAGUGGAAGUGGAAGUGCUUCUGGAGAUAUUGACAGUGGAAGUGGCAGUGCCUCAGGAGAUAUUGGCAGUGGCAGUGCCUCUGGAGAUAUUGACAGUGGAAGCGGAAGCGGAAGUGCGAGUGGAAGUGCCUCUGGAGAUAUCGACUUCCCCUGUGCAGAUGGAAUGACGCGCAUCCCAUUUUCUGGGUUUUGUGACGGCGAACCCGAUUGCCCUGAUGGAGAAGACGAGGUGGGCUGCGGUCGCGACGACUUCCUCUGUCCAGAUACAACGACGCGCAUCCCAUUUUCUGGGUUUUGUGACGGCGAACCCGAUUGCCCUGAUGGAGAAGACGAGGUGGGCUGCGCUUGCGACGGCUUCCUCUGUGCAGAUGGAACGACGUGCAUCCCAUUUUCUUGGUUUUGUGACGGCGAACCCGAUUGCCCUGAUGGAGAAGACGAGGUGGGCUGCGCUUGCGACGGCUCUCUCUGUGCAGAUGGAACGACGUGCAUCCCAUUUUCUUGGUUUUGUGACGGCGAACCCGAUUGCCCUGAUAAAGAAGACGAGGUGGGCUGCGACCAGUGA